UUGAGUGUAACCGGUUUCUCUGUUAGAGGAUGAGAGAAGCCGAAGCAGGAUAUUCGAAAAACCCCAACUGGACUCACCAGUUCCCUUUCUUUUAUUUUAACUAUAAAUACCAUUCAGGUAUCUUAUAGCAGCUAAAAUGGCCACUUCAGCCAGUUCCACUUUGAGUAAAGCUGUGAAGCAGCAGUACAUGGAACUUCCUCAGGGAGAGAAGGUCCAAGCGAUGUACAUCUGGAUUGAUGGAACCGGAGAGGGACUUCGCUGCAAGACGAGAACAUUGGAUUCGGAGCCCAAGAGCAUCGAAGAUCUGCCAGAGUGGAACUUUGAUGGCUCCAGCACAUACCAGUCAGAGGGCUCCAACAGCGACAUGUAUCUGAUCCCAGCUGCCAUGUUCAGGGACCCCUUCCGCAAAGACCCCAACAAACUGGUCCUGUGUGAGGUCCUGAAGUACAACCACAGGCCUGCAGAAACCAACCUCCGCAAGACUUGCCAUAAGAUCAUGGAGAUGGUGGAGAAUCAGCACCCGUGGUUUGGCAUGGAGCAGGAGUACACCAUCCUGGGCACUGACGGUCACCCCUUUGGCUGGCCCUCAAAUGGCUUCCCGGGUCCCCAAGGCCCUUACUAUUGUGGCGUGGGAGCGGACAAGGCCUAUGGGAGGGACAUUGUGGAGGCACAUUACAGAGCUUGCCUGUACGCUGGGGUUCAGAUCUGCGGGACCAAUGCCGAAGUCAUGCCUGCACAGUGGGAGUUCCAGGUCGGCCCUUGUGAAGGAAUCAACAUGGGAGACCACCUAUGGGCGGCCCGCUUCAUCCUGCACCGCGUGUGCGAGGACUUCGGCGUGGUGGCGUCCUUCGACCCCAAGCCCAUCCCCGGCAACUGGAACGGCGCCGGCUGCCACACCAACUUCAGCACCAAGGAGAUGCGGGAAGAUGGCGGACUAAAGUCCAUUGAGGAGUCCAUCGAGCGGCUGGCGAAGAGGCACCAUUACCACAUCCGCGCCUACGACCCCAAAGGGGGGCUGGACAAUGCCCGCCGCCUGACCGGACACCACGAAACCUCCAACAUCCACGAGUUCUCCGCCGGCGUGGCCAACCGCGGGGCCAGCAUCCGCAUCCCACGCUCUGUGGGCCAGGAUAAGAAGGGUUACUUUGAAGACCGCCGCCCCUCUGCCAACUGUGACCCCUAUGCUGUGACUGAGGUGCUAAUCCGCACGUGCUUGCUCAGCGAAGAGGGCGAUGAGCCUGUGGACUAUAAGAAUUAAAUCCCCCUGCCCGCCCCACCCAGGACUGAAUAUUCUCUGCCCCACCACCCCCUCUUCCCCUUAAUACGUAUUCAAUCCCAUGUCUAAAGGCUGAGGUCUUAACUAGUACUGUAUGUUUGCUUUGGUGAAAGAGGGGGGGGAAAAAAAAAACCUUUUGAAUUUUAGUUUCAGUAGCACAAGUUGACUGGUCAACUUACCACCUGGAAUGAAAAUAAUCGAUCAAGAUCAGCCGUUUAGCGUAUAUGCAGGGGGUGUGUCGGGAGGCAUUGUGUGUUGUGUGUUGUCCUCGCCUAGGUAUCUGAACGGGGAAUGGACUAUGAAGACUAAGUCCCCUGGUGUAUGCUUUUCCCACCUUGUUCCAGUUGGGGUUAAUGGAAUAAAAUGGACCUGUGAGAAUAGAGCAACCUUAGGGUCACUGUUUUGGAAGGUUGCUGAAGUUCUCAUUGUCACUGCUAGUUCUGUACUUGUGUGUUGACCUGCCUUUCAAGCAUGUUUGUGACUAACACUAACGGGUGUACUGCUAAAUUGAAUUCCGAUUCACUGAUUUGUGUACGGUACACUGAAGUAAGGGUCCAAAAACUGCAUUUGUUUUGUGUACAUGUGGGUCUCUUGUCUACAUUUUGUAGAGUACCUGUCAAACUGAACUUGAUUGCUUCUCCCUAAUGUCUGCGUUUUAGAUUUUGGCACCUGUUUGGUAAGUCUCGAGUUGCUGAACCUGGUGUUUUUUAUGAAAUAAACGUUUAUUUUUUACCACAA
Molecule: messenger RNA, 2014 nt
Organism: Conger conger (European conger)
Lineage: Eukaryota; Metazoa; Chordata; Actinopteri; Anguilliformes; Congridae
Product: glutamine synthetase-like
Exons: 7
Coding region: 137-1258 (373 amino acids)
Cellular component (GO): cytoplasm
Molecular function (GO): glutamine synthetase activity
Source: RefSeq, a predicted model, not a curated record